AUGGCAGCCAACGUCGAGAAGGAGCGCAAGCAGGCGUCAGACCUGCAGAAGGGUCUCGAGACCCAGCUUCUGGGCCUCCAGAGGCUGGGGUUUCUCGCCCCUCCUGCCGCCGACGAGAUCCGUAACCUCGUCGCAGAGGGCAUCGCCGACAAGCUCGGCGACAGCUACCGAACCUUUCCCAGUGCCCACGAGGGUACUGAGAUCCGACGGGACGCGGUGCCAGAGCCAUGCGCCCUCAAGAAGAAUGUUGAGAAGUUUGUCGCAGCAAAACACGCCCCACCGAAGACCUCCAAGCCCGCGGAGCAGAAGCCUAACAUCGCCCAGGCGAUCACUAAGAGGCAGCGCCAGACUUUCAAUGCGCUCGCUCAAAUCAAGGCCCAAGAUAAAUCACGACCUAACGUCAAUUACACCGCCCGAGAUGCUGCGAGAUACAAGAAGACAGAGCCUCGCAAGAAGGCAGAGCCCAGAAAGGCAGAGCCAAAGAAGCAGAUUCGGACGACCGCGCCUAACCCACCUACUUUGCCCAAGGAUGCCACUUCGCAGGAAUGGACUGGUGAAUUGAAAGCCUGGGACGAGAUCCUUUCCAAGAAGGCGGGGGAAUCCAACACUACUGUCCGCCCAAGUCACCAGCAGGAGCCCAUCGCUGAAGGGGCUGAAAGCCUAAUGGCUCGUGCUACUCCAAAAGGAGACAGCAAUCUUGUUAUCGGCGAAAAGAUUGCGGCUUCCCCUACUCCUAAGGACGGCUCCUAUGCGCUCAAGAAAGCUGCGACAGCCAAGAACCCAGAUGAGGACAACAAGGAGGCUACUGCUUCGCAGUCACUGAACACCGCCGCUGCGGUUAGCGAUAAAGCUUCUGAUCAGAACAACACCAUCGAACAGUCGGCUGCGCCCAAAUCGUCUUCUGACAAGGGUAGCAUCGACUUCGGCGACGACCUCAUCUCCUUCAGCUAUUGA
This is a messenger RNA of Diaporthe amygdali, 954 nucleotides long. RefSeq lists its product as uncharacterized. The coding region runs from base 1 to 954 and encodes 317 amino acids. NCBI's taxonomy places the organism in Eukaryota, Fungi, Ascomycota, Sordariomycetes, Diaporthales, Diaporthaceae. The record is from RefSeq and is a predicted model, not a curated record. The transcript has 5 exons.